GCCGAACGCGCAUUUAAAGCGAUAGCCAUCCUCGCUCUCUCCCCAGUGCUGGGCUGUUGGAGAGCUCGAGCUGCAAGCCACCGAGCGCGAGCUCGAGCGCGGCGCGCUGGCCAGGGAACCCGAGAGCGCACGGCGCCCCAAGCUGGCAGGCGCCGCGGGACCCCCCAUCCUCGCCGGCUGCCCUUCCCCGGGCGCCCCUACCCUCCUCGCCCGCAGGAGACCCUGGGCUUCACCGGAGGAGCUCACCCCAAGGGGCCAGGACUCCGGCGGGCCCGCCACCGUCCCCUCCAGUGCCGCCGCCACCGCCGCAGCCGCGGGAGCAGCAUGGUCCAGCUGGGGAAGCUGCUCCGCGCCCUGACUUUGAUGAAGUUUCCCUGCUGCGUGCUGGAGGUGCUUCUGUGCGCGCUGGCGGCGGCGGCGCGCGGCCAGGAGAUGUACGCCUCGCACUCCAUUCGGAUCGAGGGGGACGUCACCCUCGGGGGGCUGUUCCCGGUGCACGCGAAGGGUCCCAGCGGAGUGCCCUGCGGCGACAUCAAGAGGGAGAACGGGAUCCACAGGCUGGAAGCGAUGCUCUACGCCCUGGACCAGAUCAACAGCGAUCCCAACCUGCUGCCCAACGUGACGCUGGGAGCGCGGAUCCUGGACACUUGUUCCAGGGACACUUAUGCGCUCGAACAGUCCCUCACUUUCGUCCAGGCGCUCAUCCAGAAGGACACCUCCGAAGUGCGCUGCACCAACGGCGAGCCUCCGGUUUUCGUCAAGCCCGAGAAAGUAGUUGGAGUGAUUGGGGCUUCGGGGAGUUUGGUCUCCACCGUGGUAGCCAACAUCCUGAGGCUUUUCCAGGUAGGGGGGCGCUCCCUCCGGGGCAGAGCGCGCCGUAGCUCCCCGCGCUCUUUAUCCUGAAGGCUGGCUUGGACUCCAGGGGUGCGGGGUCUGGUCAGCCUUCGCUCAUUUCCACCCUGGAGAUCCUGCCGAAUCCCUCCCACCUCACCCGAGGAGGUACUUUCCCUGCUUGAUUCAUUUCCCUUCCAUCUCUCCCCUGUCCGCGCUCCACUCCAUCCGGCUUGACAUUCUGGAUUUAUGGCCCCAUUGACAAGAAACAGUCUCCGAAAAACAAGGCGAUGAUUUAAAUGGGUUUGCAUUCGAGUGAAAUAUGGUUCCAAAACAGGCUUGUAAAAGUGCCGGGCUCCUGUGAGAGCCACCUAGGCGCAAGGAAUAUGAAAGAUGAGAAGACGCCUAGAAACUAGGCAUUUCUCAACCCCCCAGCUACCCUGCCCCAAGCCGCCCGACAAGCUGCAGCUGCCUUGGAAAAUUUCGAGAAGAGCUUAGGGAGGCAGUUCUUAAACCGAAGGCUAGGUCUUCACCUACAUUUGGACGUGAAUUGCCCAUUUCGCUCUGGUUGGAUUUCCCGACCUGUAACCUGUCUCUGCGAGGGCAUGGGGCGGAAGGCGUGGGGACUGUCCUCAAGCGGGGAGAAGCCACCGGCAGACGUGCCCCCAGGUGAUUUGCUCUGGGCAGUUGUUUGCACCGUCUAAACGGCCUUUGCGAUCCGGCCACUGGCAGGAGCCGGGCGAUCAGCUUUCUACUCCUGCCAGCUCAGAGCCCGGAGGUGAGCUCAUGCUAACUGCGAAACACAAUCGCUUUCUCUGCACCCAUGCUGUGCCCAUCCUUUCCCACGACCUCCCUAACGCAGCCCCCAACCCCAGUCCUGGGUUUUGAGGACGAUUCUCAGAGCCAGACAAGAAGGCGCCUGGAGGGAGGCAGUAGGGUGCGCCGAGCAAGGCCGGGCGGUCCUCUAGCUCCGGGUGCAGGCGGGCAACGGCGGAAGAUGCGAGGACGGCGGAUCGGGCCAGCUGAGCCGUGGGCGGUGCUGCAGUGCUCUCUCACCGCCUGCUCCCGCAGCCUCGGCCCCACGGCUCCUGUGCCGCCCUGGGUAUAGAUGGAUGGCUUCUGGAUGAAGAAAUUGAGUUUCAGGGUCUGCGUGACUAUGGGUUCUCUUGUUUCUCUGUCUUUCUUCCUGUGUGUCUCUCUCCUUGCAUCUCUUUCUCCCUGCUGUUUUUUUUUUUUUUUUGUCUCUCUGUUUUUAUGUUCUCCCUUUCAAUUUCUGCCUGUCUUUUCCUUCUCUACCCCUAUAUCCAAGUUUUUUGUUCAUCUCUGUCUUGAAGUGAUCCUUUCCUAAUGCACAGCUCUCUCCCUGCCUGGUAGGACCCAAGCUCAGUUAGUCCCUUCUCCAGAUGUUCUGGCUGACCCUUAUGCUCCCCGUAGCUAAAAAGUUGGCUCCCUCUCAAGUGCCUUUCCUGAAGCAUGUUGGGUUUCUGGAGGGGACUCCUUGUGAUUCAAGCUGUCACUACAUCAGCACCCAAGAGUAUGAAGUUUGUGUUUGUGCCAGAAGGAGGGGUGCCUGUCUAAAGCUGCAGCCUGGUAUGGCCCCUCUGAGCCUCUGAGCAUCUCUAGCACCUCUUGAGUAUGCCACCAUGGAGAUCUCUAGAUGUUUGCAAGGCCAAAAGUGCUUCUGGGCAGCCUUCACUUUGAGGUAAUGCUUUCAGGAAGAGCCUGGGUUGUUGUAAGCAAAACCCAGAAGCACUUCCUUUACCUCUGAGCUUAAACUAGAGAACCUGAGGAGGCAGCGCUGCAGGGAGGAUGAGGCCAGAGGUCACCUGAGAACCACAGGGGCAACUCACAGUAUUUUUACUGGAGCUCUGGGGGUUGAAGACACAUUUGCUGUUUGACAUUUUUAAAAUUAUUUUGGUGCCUUCACUUGGAGCUUGGGCAGUACUGCAGAGGGGCCUGCCUGUUGAAAAAAGAGUGAAAUCUUAGUCAAGAGAGAGCUUGCCGACUAGGCUGAAGGAAUGUGUUUGCUGAAAAAGAUUCCAGGGGGAGCUGAUUCCUUCUCUGGUGUGUGGAUCUGAGGCACUUGCAAGAAAAGAGAACGCUUGCCUUACGCUUAGUUCCCCCGUUCCCUGCGCUGGGAAGGAAAGGAACUGAAUGCCAACAUUAGCAGUGUGGGUUGGGACCAAAACCAUUCAGAGAAAACACUGUCAUUUUCCUCUAAUUUGCAAAUUGCAGCUAUUCAUGUUGGAUUGAACAGCUGAGGGAAAAGAGCCCCCAGUUUUCACCUGCAUUUAUUGAGAAGAGGCUGGUAGUAGGAGGGAUGCACCAACUUGUAGCUUGUGCUGCAAGCUGGAUAUAAGCUUGGUGUGAGCAUCCUGGUUAACCACUGCCCAUGUUCAAAUAUACAGAGAUAGAUUCCAACAAUCUCUUCCCGUAGCCUUAUUUUUGCGUGUGAUCUUAGAAGCUCCUGGCAUGUAAGUCCAGUCCCCAGUUUCCCAGCCUCUGUAAACCUGCAAAAUGAAUAGAGAGAAUAGUGGAACACAGACCCAUUGUUCAAAGACACAGUCACUUUAGGGAAAGAAGAAAAGAACGGGUAGGUGAAUCUUCUCUGGGAUUGCAGGGUUCAGCUCAAUGAAGACUGUCCUGUAUAAA
Messenger RNA from Orcinus orca (killer whale), 3483 nucleotides. Its product is annotated as metabotropic glutamate receptor 7-like. Gene Ontology annotation, molecular function: group III metabotropic glutamate receptor activity. Gene Ontology annotation, biological process: regulation of synaptic transmission, glutamatergic; G protein-coupled glutamate receptor signaling pathway. The transcript has a single exon. Bases 325 to 903 code for a protein of 192 amino acids. The record is from RefSeq and is a predicted model, not a curated record. Lineage: Eukaryota; Metazoa; Chordata; Mammalia; Artiodactyla; Delphinidae. Gene Ontology annotation, cellular component: membrane.